AUGGGCUAUGUCGAGCAGCAGCGGCGGCAAUGGACUGUCUCUUCCAGUGACAUCGCUUGCGAGUGGACAAAUGGCUACAAAAGACAAACUGGAUCGAGGCUUUCGUCUAUCAGGGGCUCGCACGGACAAGGCAAGUUUGCUCUUCGUGGCGGACACUUGGAAAUGUACGAAAGCUGGGACGAGUGUGCUAUUCGAGAAGUCCCACCAUGA
This is a messenger RNA of Peronospora matthiolae, 210 nucleotides long. Lineage: Eukaryota; Oomycota; Peronosporomycetes; Peronosporales; Peronosporaceae. The record is from the annotation of a GenBank genome assembly.